Molecule: messenger RNA, 707 nt
Organism: Acanthisitta chloris (rifleman)
Lineage: Eukaryota; Metazoa; Chordata; Aves; Passeriformes; Acanthisittidae
Product: interleukin-17 receptor E-like
Exons: 7
Molecular function (GO): interleukin-17 receptor activity
Source: RefSeq, a predicted model, not a curated record
GGCCCAUCUUCACCCACGUGUGGGUCCCUGAGGCACGGGCUAUCGAGGUGUGGGUGCCCGAGGGUCCUGCUCUCAUGGUGCGGCUGUGCCACCAACUGGCCUUGGAGUGUGAGGAGCUGCCCCAUCCCUCCGUGUUGCAGGUGCUGGUGCCAGGUGGCCACCGUGUCUCACUGCCAUAUGAGUUCCUGGUGCCUUGCCUGUGUGUCGAGGCCUCCUACCCCCACCAUGACAGCCCACGGAGCAAGGACUGCCCCUUCCUUGACCAGCCAGCUGCCUAUGGCCCUGAGCUGUGGUCCUCAGUGCGCUUCCAUGACUACAGUGCCAGCAGCAAGGACCAGAUGGCAAUGGCACUGAGUGCCAGCUGCCCCCUGCACCCACGGGCCACCCUGUGCUGGAGGGAGGUGGCAGAUGAUGCUGCGCCCUGCCACGACAUCCCCAAUUCCACAGCCAGUGAGGAGGAGCAGGUGUACACACUGGACAAGGUGGACAUGCAUCCUCAGCUCUGCUUCCGAUUCUCCUACGAGAACAGCAGCCAUGUGGAGUGUCCCCACCGGCCAGAGACUGCCUGGAACGUCUCAGUGAGCAUCUGGGGGCUGCAGCUGCGCCUGCACCUCACCUCUCGCAUCCCUGCGGCCUUCAGCGCAGCCCUGUGCCAGCGCCGGGGUGGGCAGUGCGAGCCCGAGGCUCCUGUCUACACUGUCACACAG